Molecule: messenger RNA, 3390 nt
Organism: Meleagris gallopavo (turkey)
Lineage: Eukaryota; Metazoa; Chordata; Aves; Galliformes; Phasianidae
Source: RefSeq, a predicted model, not a curated record
GCCUGGAGCUGCUGCUCGAUGAAGUUUAUGACACUAUUUUCUCUGCACUGGAGCCUGCCCGUACGUUCACAGAGACCAGCGUGUAUCGCAUCCUGCAGCGGCGCUUCCUGGGGGUCCAGCUGGCCACCUCUGGUCUCUUCAGAUGUCCCUCAAAAUGUGAGGUUGAACGUUAUACAGCCCAGCGCUACCAGCAUGCCUACAUCCCAUCCUGUGACACUGAUGGGGGAUACACAGCAAUGCAAUGCCAGCAGGGAGGACAGUGCUGGUGCGUGGACACCAAAGGGCAGGAGGUCCAGGGCACGAAGAGACGAGGACAGCCCCCAGCCUGUGGUGAGGAACAAACGUGCAUCUCUGAGAGACAGCGGGCCUUGUCAAGGAUUUUUUAUGGCCCUGCUGGGUACUUCAGCCAGUCCGAUUUAUUUUCCACACCCGAUGUACAGUCAGAGAAAAGAGCUGGCUUCUCAAGACCCUGCCCUCCCUCCUUCAAAGAGCUGUUUCUGGACUCUGGAUUGUCAUCUCCAAUCAUGCAAAGUCCGUAUGUCAGCCAGAUUCCUGGGCUAGAAUCCAUCCUUAGUGAAGCCAUCUCAGGAAUGUUCUCAUCAAGGGAACUGGCUCAAGUGGCAUUGCAGUUUACUGCCAGUCCAAAACGCUUCCAAGAAAAUCUCUUUGGAGGAAAGUUCUUGAAGAAUAUGAUCCAGUUUAACUUCACUGGGACACUUGGCACUAGUGGCAAAUACAGCAUUGAGCAGUUUUUUACACAGGAAGAUGCAACUGAGAGGAAUAGUAGCCAAGGCCUUCUGCAGUCAGCUGCGGCCUUUCCAUUGGAAAUAUCAAAGGGGAGCUCCAUUUUGAGUCAAGCUCUUGUAGACAGCUUUGGCCGCACAGUAACUCUUCAGGACAAUCAGAAUAUGAUUAAAUUCCUUUCCUCUGUCCUGGAACUUCCAGAGUUCUUUACUUUCCUUCAACAAGUGAUUUCUGUCCCCAAAAGCAUUGCUGAAGAUUUAGGUGAAGUGGUGAAACUAGCACUAGGAUCCAAAGACUGUGGUGAGGAGCCAAGGGACCUGUUUGUUCCAACAUGCACCAAGGAGGGGAGGUAUGAGGAAGUUCAGUGCUAUGCAGGAGAGUGCUGGUGCUUGGACACUUCAGGUAAAGAAGUACCAGGUUCAAGAGUUCAAGGUGAACAUCCAAGGUGUCCCUCUGAUUGUGAGAAGCAAAGGAAAAACUUGCAGAACUUGAAACAAAGCCUGUCUGCAGGAUCAGAUCUUUUUAUUCCCUCUUGUACCAAGAAUGGAGACUUUCUGCCACUUCAGUGUUACGGGACAAAUUGCUUCUGUGUUGAUUUGAAUGGAAAGACUAUUCCAGGAAUAAGAGGAAGUAUUGGAAAACCCAUAAAAUGCCCCAGUGCUUGUCAAAUCACAGCUGGACAGGAGUUUCUAAAGACUCUGAAGCUCCUGUUGUCAGACCCAAGUUCUCUGACUCAACUCUCCAGCAUUUACCUACCCCAGUGUGAUACUGAUGGUGCCUGGAGGCAAGUGCAGUGCAGUGGUCCUCCUGAGCAAGCUUUUGAGUGGUAUGAAAGAUGGAUUACAGAGAACAACGAAGGCAAAACUCUGCCCAUUGCCAGUCUAUUGAACAUCCUAAUUGGAUAUAAAAAUGCAUCUUCCAAAGGUUAUUCAGGUUUUAUUGAAACUUUGUACGAGGCUGGGCACCAGAAUGUCUUCCCAGCUUUCACCACAUAUUCAUCCUUUGCUGAUCUUCCACCUGAAAUACUGGAGGGAAACGUGACCUCUGCAUCUGAGAACAUUUUAUUGGAUCCAUACACAUUCUGGCAGCUUCUGAAUGAGCAGUUUACCUAUUAUCCAGGAGCCUACACUGAUUUCAGUGCUCCAUUAAGCCACUUUGAGCUUCGUGAUUGUUGGUGUGUUAACAACAAUGGGGAAGAACUGCAAGGAACAAGGGCAGAAGUGAACCAGGUACCGACAUGUCCUGGUAUAUGUCAAAGUAUUCAGCAAGAAGCUGUGAAAUUUAUAGAGGAGACAGAGCAACUCAUCAGAGCCUCGAACACGUCCCACUUCCCUUUUGGAGAGAGCUUCUUGAUGGCAAAGGGAAUGCAGCUCAUGGACAGUGACCUCCUACGUUCUACUCGGCCCUACAAAUCAGAGAUGAUGGUCUCUGAGAAGUUGUUAUCGGGCAGUGACUAUGCUCUCCAGCUGGCUGCACAAUCAGUCUUGCAUUUCUACUGGCAGAAUCACUUUACAUUGAAAGGUUUUGCUGGAGAAGCUACGCAGCUGGGAUUUCAUCCCUACAUCCCACAGUGUGAUGGCCUGGGAAACUGGGAGCCAACUCAAUGCUAUGAAAGCACAGGUCAUUGCUGGUGUGUGGAUGAAAGAGGACGUUACGUUAUGGAUUCCUUGGUUUCACGCUCAGCAGAACAUCCCAAAUGUCAGACGUCAUGUCAGAGAUCUCGAGCCAAUGCUUUAAUCUCCAGCUGGAGACGGAGUGGCUCAAAGCUAGAUGCCUCUGCAGCAGAUCUGUUUGUCCCCUACUGCCUUGAGACAGGAGAAUACGCCGUGCUACAGAGAUCUUAUACAAAUACCUGGUGUGUAGAUCCUAAGUCAGGAGAAGUAUUUCAGCCUGGCAACAAAGAUUCAGAUGGCAAUCCUGAGUGUCCUAGUUUCUGUAAUAUGUUGAAGUUGAAAACUAGUUUACGAGAAGCUGGGAAGGGUUACAUUCCAAAAUGUGAAGAGGCCAGUGGGAUAUUCUCACCUGUGCAGUGCACCCAGGAUGAAGAAAGCUGCUGGUGUGUAUUUGACAAUGGAGAAGAGGUACCUGGGACACGAGUAAGUGGAGGAAGACCUGCAUGUGAAAGUCCCCAGUGUGCUGUGCCAUUUGGUACCUCUUCUAUCCUCAAUGGAGCUGUGUUUUGUGACAAUGAUUCUGAGCAGAUGUUGGGCGUUCAGCAAUGCCGGCUGGUGUGCCGCCAAGGCUAUAACAGCGCUGCUUCCAACACACUGUUCCAGUGUGAUGUGCAGAAACAUCUAUGGAUCUCAGCUGCCCCACUCUACCACGCCUGCCAGAAGCUCCAGUUAUUUCAGACAGUCCAAGCUCAAACACACUUUCAGAUCCUGCUACCUCCUCAGAAGGCCUGUAGUUCUGACUACUCUGGAUUACUCCAGGCAUUCCAGAUAUUUAUUUUAGAUGAGUUGAAGGCUCGUGGUUUUUGUCACCUCCCGGUAAAUGCUUUUGGAAACACUGUCUCAGUUUCUGUCUGUGACGAUUCCUCUGUCUAUGUUGAAUGCCUGAGUGUGGACCGCCUGGGGGUGAAUGUCACGUGGAGGGUUCUGCUGGAAAACAUCCCAGCAGCUUCUCUCCCUGACUUACACGAUAUUG